CGGUCCAGCAAAGGAAUCUCGGCGGCACGGUAGACGAGGCAAGGGGGGACAGACGCGGCAGACAGUGGAGGGGGCAACUGCGUACAGAGGAGUCGGGCUCGAUGCACCCACCGCCGUUGAUCCAGAUCCGCACUCACUGUAGCCAAGAUGACGAUGCUUCCAUGGUGAUCGAUUUCCGUUCUUCGUUUGUGAGAAGUGAGUUUGACAAGAGGCACAUCCUCCCUGUCCAGGUGGCUUACCUGAAUGCCAUGGAGCUGAGGCGUAGGUGGCUUAGGAGCAGGUGGAUGAUUCUCUCUCUUCGGUGUUACAUGUCCCGCAGAUCGGCCCUUGGUCUCCUGAAGAGUCGUGAUUACCAAGCCUUUGCCAUUGCGUUCGAAAAGUACUUCUGCGAUUCCAUGCCCGUUUAUUUGUGGGAAAACCCGGUGGAGUGGAGUACCGACUUCCCGUGCACGCCAGCUGAGUUCAUGUACUCCUUUCUGACGCAGUCAUGGGAGAGUUCCCUUCGUCGUAAAGGCAGAGGUGGUCGCAAGCGUGGCAAUAGAUUGACGUUCAAUCAUGAUCGUGGUCCUCCUCCUCCUCCUCCUCCUCCUCCUCCUCCUCGUGCUCCUGCUGCCGCUCCUGCUCCUGCUACUGCUGCUGCUGCCGCUGCUGCUACUGCUGUAUACACGAACGAUCCGAUGGCAGCUUUCGAAAACACGUUCAGGAGUGAUCGUGAGAGUUCUGUACCACGUACAGGCGAAGCCGCUGAGGAAGUGAUCCUCCUGGCAAGGUGGCGUAAAGCAUUGCGCCGCGAAUCGGAUACGUUUGUGCACAAAAGGACAAGUCACAAUCAUGAUGCAGCUGCUGGUGUUGGUGUUGGUGUUGGUGUUGGUGCUGCUGCGGCCGAUGAUGAUGAUGAGGAUGAUGAUGAUGAUGAUGAUGAUGAUCGUGAUAGAGAAGAUUCAAUCAGGUGGAGUAGUAUUCAAGAGGUGAUACCAGCAGCAAUCCAAGGUAUGGCGGUGGGGGGGGAAGAUGCAGAUCAGUCUGAUCAGGUAAUAAGGAACAAGUUGCUGGGACUGUUCAUGAUGGUUGUCCCUCCGACCAGCGUCUCCACGCUGGGAACGUGUUUCGCCCGCUACGGUGAAGAUCGUCGGGGAGAGAGCGAUGCGUUUCUCGCCUCUGUGUUACACGCCAUAGCCAGGUCUAGGGAUUAUCCCAUGUGCCAGCAGGGGUGGUGUCUUGUCAAGCUGAUCGACUUCGAUGCAGUCGGGUCCGACGGAGGCCGUCUCUCCCUCCGCAUGUUCGUUACGUACUGGGAUCCCGUCAGCUGGCGCGCAACCGUCGUGGAUCGGGACGAUGACACGACCGCCAUAGCCGAAGCUGGCAGGCUGCAUGUGAUCGGCGACACGCUAGUUACUCUCAAGAGAGAAGAUGUGAUCGACAGCCGGUACAAGCCACACAGGGAGCUUGUCCUCCCUGGCACGUGCGUGAGAGGUGUGGCCACACGUGGGACGGCGAGAAACGUUUUCGUCGUGGGUAGCUCUGCUGUUGUUGAGGGGAGUAGUUACGCGUUCAGCGAGGACGGGAAUUCUAUUUUUAGAACGCCACCCAGCGCCGGCCUGACAGGCCGUCGUGUGCUCGGCGACGCGGCUGCUGGCUUGUCCGAGUUCGUAGGCCUUUGGAGAGAGCGUGACUUGUCAUCCUCCCCUGAUCCUCAUCUUCUGGUGGGGAGAGAGAGGGAGGAGAAAAUCGAGGCGAGAUCCCAGCUUGUGAAGAUGAUACACGUGGCAGUUUCUCUGGCCAACCUCGCGCGGUCGGCCUCGUCUUUCGAUGAGUGUGUGCACAAGUACGGCCUCCGCUUGACCUCCCUGCGAGACGCAAAGCAGUUCGGCUACAAGCACUUCGUCAGCCUAUUCAAGGGCUCGUUGUGGGAACACCUGCCAGCGGAACUGGCCUUGAGGAUCGUCGGAUUCCUUCCACCUCAGCGUCUCUUACUUAGACCCCGUGAAACGCCCGGAGACAUGCCCUUCCAACCCAGGUCCCAUCGCUACGUCUGCUUGUAGCUGUCAAAUCGAGGGGAAGGUUUCUAUGACGUCCAGCUCAUUUCAUUCGAGGGCUCGUUGUGGGGACCACAACUGGCAGUGGAACGGGUCUUGCGGAUCAUCGGCCGGAUUUCUUCCACGGCACGUCAGCGUGCGUCACUUCG
This is a messenger RNA of Chara braunii, 2185 nucleotides long. Lineage: Eukaryota; Viridiplantae; Streptophyta; Charophyceae; Charales; Characeae. The record is from the annotation of a GenBank genome assembly.